Messenger RNA from Cannabis sativa, 1289 nucleotides. RefSeq lists its product as uncharacterized. The coding region runs from base 184 to 981 and encodes 265 amino acids. The record is from RefSeq and is a predicted model, not a curated record. The transcript has 5 exons. NCBI's taxonomy places the organism in Eukaryota, Viridiplantae, Streptophyta, Magnoliopsida, Rosales, Cannabaceae.
AUGGUAAUAAUAUUAUAUGUACACCCUUUAUAUAUGACAGAAAGCAUUAGAACAUUAGAUAAUAUUUGUAUUAAGAAGAAAGAGUUUACUUGGAUUGUUGUUAUCAACCUCAAAUUUGACUCGGCUGCCAAAGACUUCAACUUUUUGAUUGAGUGAGUUCCCACUUUGGAUUCAAAUACAGCAAUGGGGAGCAAUGGGAAGAGAGUUUUGGUCACUUGUAGCGAGGACGAGAUUUCAAUCAACAUAGCCUUCAAUUUGGCAAGAACAGGCUGCAGGCUGGUUUUGAUGGGAAAUGAGAGGUUUCUUGAGAGUAUUGCCCAGAAGAUAGUUUGUGUGAAAGGGGCUUGGCCAGUGGAGGUGGUUGGGUUGGAUAUGGAAGAAGAGAAGGAGGCUUUGUUUGUUGAAGCUGUGGACAAGGCUUGUAAAACUUUGGGCCAUUUGGAUGCUUUUGUUCAUUCCUUUUCUUAUGAAGGAAAAGCACAGAACCAUUUAGAAUUACCCGAAAGCGAGUUCCAAAAGAUAGUGAAGAUAAACUUCAUGGCUCCAUGGCAUCUGUUAAAUGCAGUUGGAAGAAAAAUGAGGGAUAACAAGUUAGGAGGUUCCAUAGUGUUAUUGACCUCACUAGCUGGUGGCGAAAGAGGCAUUUAUCCAGGAGCUGCAGCCUAUGCUUCAUGUGCUGCUGGACUUCAGCAAUUAGCCAGGGCAUCAGCUAUGGAGAUUGGGAGAUAUAAAAUCAGGGUGAAUGCAAUAGCCAGAGGUUUACACAUUGAAGAUGAAUACUUAAAAUCAGUAGGGAAAGAAAGAGCAGAGAAGCUUGUGAAAGAGGGUGCACCACUAGAGAGAUGGCUAGACCCGAAAACUGAUGUGGUUUCAACCAUUAUUUAUUUGAUCAGUGAUGGAUCAAGGUACAUGACAGGCACUACCAUUUUUGUUGAUGGAGCACAAUCUUUAACAAGGCCUAGGAUGCGUUCCUAUAUGUGAUUUUUUUUAUUUCUUCUAAUUUUAUUUUCUCUGCUGUAUUCUUUUUUGUUCUUACAGCUAUAUUAUAUUUUCCUUCAAUAAAACAAAUUAAAAAAAAUGAAAAUUAAUAUAAGCUGCUAUUCAUUGACAUGAAUUUGAUACAGCAAUUUUAGCUUAGAAGGUUUUGUGAUUUUGUAGGUGCUAAUAUUUAUUUUUUACUUUGGCUUUUUGAUUAUUGUGGUGGGCUUUUUCUAAUAAUCAUUUCUGUUUUGAAAUUCUUAUUAUUAACAGUCAAAUAAUAUUGAGAAUUAAUGUGCAUAUUUGUCAAA